AUGAACCCGACCGAACAUGGCGAGUGCUUUGUUCUUAACGAUGGCGGAGAAGUCGAUCUGGACUUGGGCAAUUACGAACGAUAUCUCAACAUCACUUUGACCCGAGAGAACAGCAUCACAACGGGGAAAGUGUAUCAACACGUCAUCGAACGGGAAAGAAGAGGAGACUAUCUCGGGAAGACCGUCCAGGUGGUUCCCCAUCUCACAAACGCAAUCCAGGACUGGAUUGAGAGGGUUGCGAGGAUUCCCGUCGACGAUUCCAAUGAAGAGCCGGACGUGUGCAUCAUUGAGCUUGGUGGCACGGUUGGCGACAUCGAGAGCGGGCCUUUCAUUGAAGCCAUGCGGCAACUUCGAAGGAGAGCGGGUCGAGACAACUUCUGUCAAAUCCAUGUCUCCCUCGUGCCCGUGAUAGGUGGUGAACAGAAGACGAAGCCUACGCAGGCAGCAAUCCGAGAUGCUCGCUCAGCUGGUCUGGCGCCUGAUCUGAUUGCCUGCCGUUGCAAGGACCGGCUUAUUGAUGCAACCAUCAACAAGAUUGCCAUGUUUUGCCAGGUCGAGCCCGCUCAGGUCAUCGGCGUCCAUGAUCUUGAGUCGACAUAUCACGUUCCGAUCCUUCUUGAACAAGAAGGCCUGCUCACGCAGCUUCGAGAGUUCUUCCGUCUUGACGCGUAUCCGAUCCACCCAACGCUAGUUUCGAAAGGCCAACAGCUAUGGCACGAUUGGAAAGCCCUUACCACAUCUCAGAACCGAUUCCUGGAGUCGGAAACAGUCACCAUCGCUCUCGUGGGCAAAUAUACAAAUCUUCACGACUCAUAUUUGUCGGUCAUCAAAUCCCUGGAACACAGUGCCAUGGCUUGCCACCGCAAGCUUGAUCUCGUGUGGGUGGAAGCCAGUGAUCUGGAGAAGGCGACCAUGGAGUCGUCGCCAGAAUCUUAUCACAAGGCGUGGCACCAACUUUGCACAGCUGACGGCGUUCUGGUUCCCGGUGGUUUCGGCCACCGUGGUACUGAAGGCAUGGUUGCUGCUGCGAAUUGGGCCCGUACAAAACCCAAACCGUAUCUCGGUAUUUGCCUGGGCAUGCAAAUCGCCGUGAUCGAAUACGCUCGCAAUGUGUGCGGACUUGAAGAGGCACAUUCAGUCGAGCUAGAUGCGCGUACCGCGGACCCUGUGGUCAUCUUCAUGCCUGAAAUCGACAAGACGACUAUGGGUGGCAACAUGCGAUUGGGUCUCCGACCUACACUUUUCCAAGAAGACACCGAAUGGUCACGGCUGAGGAAAUUAUACAACAACGCACCGAGUGUCAACGAGCGACACCGUCACCGAUAUGAAGUCAACCCCCAGUACAUUGAGCGCCUCUCUGAAGCCGGGAUGACGUUUAUCGGCAAAGACGACAAGGGAGAACGGAUGGAGAUUGUCGAGCUCAAAGACCAUCCGUUCUUCGUGGGUGUCCAGUUCCAUCCGGAGUACUUGAGUCGGGUGCUCCAACCGAGUCCUCCUUAUUUGGGUUUCGUGGCGGCGAGUGCAGGUCUCCUGGAGCAUGCUACUGCCGCUGUGGCUCGGAAAGGUCAACAGGUCAACGGGACUGGCGCUCAUGCCGAGAUCAACGGUGUUCUGAGCAAUGGCAUGCGUAAGGUCUCUAUUUCUGGAUCGGGCUCUGGAUUUUAG
Molecule: messenger RNA, 1665 nt
Organism: Capronia coronata CBS 617.96
Lineage: Eukaryota; Fungi; Ascomycota; Eurotiomycetes; Chaetothyriales; Herpotrichiellaceae
Product: CTP synthase
Exons: 3
Coding region: 1-1665 (554 amino acids)
Biological process (GO): CTP biosynthetic process; pyrimidine nucleobase biosynthetic process
Cellular component (GO): cytoplasm; cytoophidium
Molecular function (GO): identical protein binding; CTP synthase activity
Source: RefSeq, a predicted model, not a curated record